Messenger RNA from Harpegnathos saltator (Jerdon's jumping ant), 1347 nucleotides. RefSeq names its product tubulin delta chain. Gene Ontology annotation, cellular component: microtubule. NCBI's taxonomy places the organism in Eukaryota, Metazoa, Arthropoda, Insecta, Hymenoptera, Formicidae. The transcript has a single exon. The coding region runs from base 1 to 1347 and encodes 448 amino acids. Gene Ontology annotation, molecular function: GTP binding; structural constituent of cytoskeleton. The record is from RefSeq and is a predicted model, not a curated record. Gene Ontology annotation, biological process: microtubule-based process.
AUGCUCACGAUACAAUUCGGACAGUGCGGGAAUCAACUGGGAUAUAAUUUACUUUCGAAGGUGUCCACUGAUCUAAAAGGUUCUAAUACGGGCGUUUCUCAUGGCAGCAAUUACGAAUAUGCGGAAAACACUAUUGAGAAAUGGUUCGACGAGAUAGCAGCGGACGACCGGUGUUCUGCGAGAGCGAUUCUCGUCGAUACCGAAGAGAAGGUUCUGAGCAAGAUAUCUAAAGAAACUACCACGUCGUGGUUCUAUCGUUCAAGCAACAUCAUUUGCCAGUGUAAUAACGGUGGUGGUUCUGCCAACAAUUGGGCCUAUGGUUAUUGUAUAAAUGGCAAACAGUUGUCAAAUGCCAUUUUAAAUGUUACUCGACGACAGAUUGAGAAAUUAGAUCGUUUCCAGGGAUUUCUUCUGCUUCUUAGUUCAGCUGGAGGCACAGGAUCUGGUGUUGGAAGUCGCAUGGUUGAACUUCUACGAGAAGAAUAUAUAACUAAAACCAUUAUUGCUACGAUUGUAUUACCAUUUACCUUUGGAGAAGUGUGCAUCCAAAACUAUAACACAAUACUAACUCUAGCAAAGUUCUGCAGCAAAGCUGAUCUUUCAGUGUUAUUUGAGAAUGAGAAGAUAUAUGCUACAUGUGUCAAAUUGUUGCAAAAUUCCAGUACAGCAUUACAUGAUAUGAAUGAUGUUAUUGCUGAAAAUUUGCUUGCUGUGUUUCAACCUACUAAUAAUGCCAGAUAUAACGCAAAUUCUUUAGUAUACGAUGUAGCAGCACAUCCAAAUUUUAAAUUUGCAACCAUCAAGAGCACUCCAUAUAUUCCUGUAACAUCUCUACAGUAUGAACCCACGCACAAAUGGGAUGUGUACAUACGUCAUUUGGAGCAUGCUCUUCAAGUAUCAAAGUCUCAAACAGAACUAACAAAUAGCCGACUAAAGAAGGCAAGUGCUUCAAUGAACAGUAAUAUGUCUUUUACGUAUAGUUCCUGUGUGUCUAAUGUUCUUGUGACACGUGGCAAAUCUAUAGGAGAAGAUAUUGUAAUGACGAGAGAUCUACACAAAAAGCAUCUGUAUCCAGACUGGAAUACAUUACGUCCAUUCACUCAUUUACACCAAGAACGUAGGAUCCUGAAUCGAAACAAAUUUCUAACAUUAGUCACAAACAAUUCAGAGAUACAUCAGCCAUUAGGAAUAUACUUGGAUAAAGCAUGGAAUUCUUACAAAUGUGCAGCUUUCUUACACCAAUAUAAACAGUUUGGCUGUGAAGAAGAUGAUUUUUUGCAAGCUUUCGCAGUAGUUGAGAACAUUGCGCAGGAAUAUAAGAAUUUAAAGAGGCAAAAUGGAAAUUAA